This is a messenger RNA of Acomys russatus (golden spiny mouse), 2161 nucleotides long. RefSeq names its product acyl-coenzyme A synthetase ACSM5, mitochondrial-like. Gene Ontology annotation, molecular function: fatty acid ligase activity; fatty-acyl-CoA synthase activity. Lineage: Eukaryota; Metazoa; Chordata; Mammalia; Rodentia; Muridae. The record is from RefSeq and is a predicted model, not a curated record. Gene Ontology annotation, cellular component: mitochondrial matrix. Gene Ontology annotation, biological process: fatty acid biosynthetic process; acyl-CoA metabolic process.
AUGAGGUUCUGGCUGAGAGGUUUGGUCUGCCAGGCUCUGAGAAGUUCUUGGGGAGUCUGCAGGAUUCACACACAGCCACCGCUGCCCCUUGUGCCUGAGGUUGUGGCCGCCUGGGAGGCCAUCAACCUGGGGAGGCAGCCAGUGCCUGAGUAUUUCAACUUUGCCCAUGAUGUGCUGGACAUGUGGAGUCAGCUGGAAAAGGCAGGGCACUGGCCCCCAAAUCCUGCAUUCUGGUGGGUGAAUGGCUCAGGAACAGAAGUCAAGUGGACGUUUGAGGAGCUGGGCAUGCAGUCCAGGAAGGCAGCCAAUGUCUUAGAGGGUGUGUGUGGCCUGCAACCUGGAGACAGAAUGAUGCUGGUGCUUCUACGACUCCCGGAUUGGUGGCUGAUCAGUGUGGCUUGUAUACGAACAGGAGUGGUCAUGAUCCCAGGUGUCUCCCAGCUGACAUCGAAGGAUCUCAAGUACCGUCUACAGGCAGGCAGGGCCAAGUCCAUCAUCACCAGUGAUGCCCUAGCUCCACAUGUGGAUGUCAUCAGUGCUGACUGCCCUUCCCUCCAAACCAAGCUUCUGGUGUCUGACACCAGUCGUCCAGGCUGGAUCAACUUUUGAGAAGUCCUGAGAGAGGCAUCUACAGAGCACAGCUGCGUGAGAACCAGGAGUCGAGAUUCAGUGGCCAUCUACUUCACCAGUGGAACCACAGGGGCCCCCAAGAUGGUGGAACAUUCCCAGUGCAGCUAUGGAUUGGGUUUUGUGGCCAGUGGAAGGAGGUGGAUGGCCUUAACUGAAUCUGACAUAUUCUGGAACACAACUGACACAGGUUGGGUGAAGGCAGCAUGGACUCUCUUCUCUGCCUGGUCCAAUGGAGCUUGCAUUUUUGUGCAUGAGCUGCCCCGAGUUGAUGCCAGAACUAUUCUAAAUACUCUCUGCAGGUUCCCAAUAACUACUAUUUGCUGUGUCCCAACCCUUUUCCGGAUGCUUGUACAAGAGGAUCUGACAAGGUACAAAUUUCAAUGCCUGAGGCACUGUUUGACUGGCGGAGAAGCCCUCAACCCUGAUGUGAGGGACAAGUGGAAGAGCCAGACAGGCCUGGAGCUCCAUGAAGACUAUGGACAAUCUGAACAGGUCGUCAUCUGUGGCAAUUCAAGAGACUCGCCGAUCAAGUCCGGAUCUAUAGGGAAAGCAAGCCCACCUUACAAUGUUCAAAUUGUAGAUGAGGAGGGCAAUGUCCUGCCUCCAGGAAAAGAAGGAAAUAUUGCCAUCCGCAUCAAACCCACCAGACCCUUCUGUUUCUUCAACUGCUAUCUGGACAAUCCUGAGAAGACAGCUGCAUCAGAGCAAGGAGACUUUUACAUCAAAAUCACUGGGGACCGAGCCCAUAUGGACGAGGAUGGCUACUUUUGGUUCUUGGGGAGAAAUGACGAUGUAAUCAACUCUUCAAGCUACAGGAUUGGGCCUGUUGAAGUGGAGAGUGCACUUGCUGAGCAUCCCGCUGUCCUCGAGUGGGCUGUGGUCAGCAGCCCAGACCCCAUCCGGGGAGAGGUGGUGAAAGCAUUUGUAGUCCUUUCUCCAGCCUAUGCGUCUCAUGACCCAGACGCACUGACCAAGGAACUUCAGAAGCACGUGAAGACAGUGACUGCCCCAUAAAUGUACCCCAGAAAGGUGGCUUUCAUUUUGGAACUGCCAAAGACAGUUUCUGGAAAGAUCCUAAGGAGUAAAUUGAGAAACCAAGAGUGGGGGAGAUGAGGUACAACCCAAGGAAAAUGCUAUGAUGCUCAGAAGGUUUGGAAAGGAGAAAGAAGUGUGGUUGUCCAGCUCCUCCUUGGAACACUAUCCGUGCAGAGAAUAGGCAUCAAAGAUGGUCAGCUUCCAAAUGGGCAUUGUGGGUGGAUGCUGGGAAAUUCAAAAGCAUCCCUGGCCCACAGCUCACAGCCACUGCCUGGUUCAGCAAAUGUCCAUGGUUUAACUUCCUUCUCCAAAGACGUCCUCAACAUCUGUCCAUUGGUUUUACUAAGAGAAUUCUGCUGUUCCUGGCACAUACAAAUCACCACAGCCUUAGGAUAUCUGUGGUCUCAUUAUGCCAAAUGUGACCCUUGGGAUGAAGCCACUUGAUAACAGUAUCUGGGCCAUAACAUUGGUCAUACCCAUUAAUUUAGAAAUCACA